Messenger RNA from Humulus lupulus (European hop), 1393 nucleotides. RefSeq lists its product as uncharacterized. NCBI's taxonomy places the organism in Eukaryota, Viridiplantae, Streptophyta, Magnoliopsida, Rosales, Cannabaceae. The coding region runs from base 496 to 1329 and encodes 277 amino acids. The transcript has 2 exons. The record is from RefSeq and is a predicted model, not a curated record.
GAAUGCGCACGUUCCUGAUGCGUGCCCGGAAAGUCAGGGAGAUAUCGGACACGUGAUGUCAGAUAUAGGCACGUUUAUCUUGCGUGUGUUGACUUUACAAAGGAUCAGGAAUCCACGAGCAUAAGCUCGCACAACGAGCUGCUUCACUGACCCAACCUUCGGCCUUAAGGACUCCUUCCCCUAGUCUUGGGCAGCAUUGGCGGGUUCUUGAGGAUGCCUCGAGCUAAGUGGGUACGACCUGGAAAACCGGAUCUCUGACCUGGGGAGGCUUACGGACUAAUCCUUGAUUAGUCCGAGGCCCGAUCUGCUAACCAGCCCGUGGGAAAACCAAGGCGUACAAACUCAUAUUUUAACAGGGCAAGACAAUUUUCAGCCAUGGAAGAGGGCUGCUUCCAUCUCCAUUGCUGCUAAAAAUAAAACCUAGUUUAUAAACGGGUCCCUGCCUCAACCCCUACCCAUGAUCCUUUUUUUCAUGCUUGGGUUAAGUGUAAUAAUAUGGUUAUGGCUUGGAUUUUACAAUCCGUUUCUCGUGAAAUUGCAGCUAGCAUUAUGUUUCAAGAUUCAGCCACCGCUAUGUGGAAGGACCUCCAUGAGCGAUUUAAUCAAGGCAAUGGUCCUCGGAUAUUCCAGCUUCACACUUCAGUCCACACCAUCAAACAAGGUGACUCGGAUGUCAAUUCCUACUUUACUCGUCUCAAAGCUAUUUGGGAUGAACUUAAGGAGUUUCAGCCAAUUAUCCCUUGUUCUUGUGGCUGUAAAUGUGGUGUUGUUGAAAGAUUGCUUGGAUAUUAUCACAGGGAUCAAAUUAUACAAUUUCUGGCGGGUCUCAAUGACUCUUUUUCUUCUGUGAGAGCCCAAAUUCUGCUCUAUGAUCCUCUUCCUCUGCUGUCCAAAGUUUUCUCCAUGAUCUCUCAAGAAAAAAGACAAAGAAGUCUAGGCCACACCAUGCCUUUCAUUGCUGCUACUGCGGGUUCACACACUUCUACCAAGCCUCCUUCAUCAAGAUCAAAGAAACCGAGACCCACUUGUUCUCAUUGUCUCAAGCCGGGUCACUUAGUGGAAAAAUGCUUUUUUCUUCAUGGGUUUCCUCCUGGGUACGGUGACAAGCGUCGUCAAGAUGAAGCUAUCAAACCUUCUGUUCAUCAAGCUUCCGCUUCUGGGUCGAUUUUAGGCAAACCACCUGUGCUGUCCCAAACCGAGCUCAAUCAGCAGCUUAUCUCCCUUCUAAGUCAGAAUCUUCAGCACACCGUGGCUGCCACAGACACCAAUAUGCCGAUUGUCUCACAAGUAUCUGGCACCCUCUCGGACUUCCAAGAUUGGGAUUGCUAAGAAAAUAGGCCGGCUGUUUUACUUUGAACAAGACCGUCAAUUCUUACAUGUUGUACAUUCUGAC